GAGCCGUGCCGAGGCACCGCGUCCCUCAGCCCUGCGCCUGCUUGUCUUGUAAUCCACAGACAAGAAAAAAGCAGGCAAAUUCCAGCCUUUCAAGAAGCUCUUCGGUAAGAGGAAGAAAAGAGAGCCCGCGUCAGACUGCGAGGAAGCCAAACUGAAGCCCAGCCGCUCCUUCGGCAACGUCUGCAACCGAUGAAGAGCCAAACGGUGGUCUGAGGUCCUCCCAUUAUUCUAUGGGCAGUCGAGCUUUUUCCCAUGACAGUAUUUUUAUACCUGAUGGGAGAACAGAGAGUGAACAGGCCAUCCAAGCAAUGUCACAGGAGAACGUUUUAGGAAAAGUCAAAACUCUUCAGCAACAGUUGGCCAAGAAUAUAAAAUUUGGGCAGCCUCCACAAAUGACAGUUUCUGUGAGGACAAUGGGUGAGGCAAACGCUAGUAUAGAAGAGGAUGUGUUGCUCAGUAGCCCCAUGGAGAUUGAGACUCAGCAGGACACAGUGAUCUCAGACAGUGGUAAUAAAUCCACUGACACCCCAGAUUUGUUGAGAACAAUGAAUUUGCCUGGAACAGGACACAAAGUGGAAGAAAAGGUCACUCCAGUCAAAUCAUCUCGGCCAAAAAGACAAUUUUCCUGUUCUGGCACAAUUGAAACAAUCAAUCUGGAUGCAGUUCCCCAGGCUGUUGCUCGUCUAGACAACAGUGCAGCUAAACACAAGCUGUCAGUGAAGCCAAAAAAGCAGAGGAUGUCAAGAAAGCACAAGAGAUUAACAAAGGGAUCACAAAGUUUAACAAUAACAGAAUUUGAACCAGAGGACCUAGAAACUCAGCUGUAUGGAGACAGAUACCCAGGUUAUAAUGGACACAUCAUAGCAGACAAGCUAAUCCAGAACAGAGAUGAGCAGAAACAGCUUCAGCUGGCAGAGGAGAAAAGAAUUGAAGAUCGCUGGGGGAUCUCUGAGGCCGAAAGGAUAAGGCAGAUUGUAGAAAUGGAAGAACAAAGAGAAAUGGAAGAACAAAGGUGCCAAGAACUUGAGCAGAUGCAAAAAGAGCAGGAGAGAAGGCGUGAAGAAGAGAGGAGGCAGAAUCUCCCUGAAGGAGAGACAUCUUUGAAAAUAGAAGAGCAAACAUGCCGUAAAGAGGAGAAAAGACUGCUGGAGGCUGAAAAGAGACAAGAGCUGGAGAAGCAGAGGCAGAAGGAGUUGGAGGAGCAACAGAGACGAGAGCUGGAGGAGCAGAAGCGCCGGGAACGGGAGGAGCAACAGAGACGAGAGCUGGAGGAGCAGAAGAGCCGGGAACGGGAGGAGCAACAGAGACGAGAGCUGGAGGAGCAGAAGCGCCGGGAACGGGAGGACCAACAGAGACGAGAGCUGGAGGAGCAGAAGAGCCGGGAACGGGAGGAGCAGAGAUGUCAGGAGUCAGAGGAGCAGAACAGGCAAGAGCUAGAGGAGCAGAAGCGUCAGGAAUGGGAAGAGCAGAGGCGCAAGGAGCUGGAGGAGAAACAGAGGCGAGAGCUGGAGGAGCAGAAGAGGCUAGGGCUGGAAGAAUUAAGGCAACACGAGACUGAAAAACAGUGUCAAGAGGAAGAAGAAAGAAGUUGGCUGGAGGAACAAAAAGAACUCAAUGAACAAAAUAUGGAAGAAAAACAGAGACAAGAGCUAGAAGAGAAAGAGCUUCAAGAAGCUGAAAUAAAACUGAAGCAGGAGAAAGAAGCUGAGAGCCUCAAACAACAGAAGAAACAGGAGGAACAAAGGCAGCAUUUGAAGGAGAAAGGAGAAAAGACAGAGGAGGAACAACCCCAGCAAGUAAUGGAUAAGAAAAAGAAACGUGAGGAGCAGAGAAAACACAAGCUCACAAAACAAAUGCACAUGGAAAGUGCAGAGGGUCUGCAACAAGAUGAAUUGAAGCAGCAAAAGGAACAAAAUGAACAAGAAUGGAACAAGCUGGAAGAGCAGAAGGUAGACACAGAAGGACAAAAUCUUCAGCAAAACCAACAAGAAAAAUCCUUGGAACAGCAACAGGACAAGGAUGAGUUGUGUUCUGGAGGGGCUGACAGGCAUCCAAUAGAAGAGAAGCUCCAAGAAGGAUCAAGAUCCCAAAAACUCAAACAGCCAGAAAAAGGGAAUAAAACAUCAGAAGAAGUCCUAGCCCAGAAACUGAAGAGAGAAGUUGAGGCUCAGGAACAAAAGCGAAUAGGGGAAGAACUUAGGUGGCAAGAGGUAGAUGAAAGACAAACUGCAUCCAGACCCUUCACAUUUCAAGUGUCUUCUGGAGAUAAACAGAUCAUAUUUCAGAAAGUAAAUCUGAGUCCGGUCAUGCCCGUCAAAGGAGCAGGACUCUCUUCUCCAUCCGUCAAAGACUGCAGGAUGCACGCUUCCAGCAGGGGCUCUCAUACACUCCCGUCAUCUGUGUGUGUACCCCACACGGCUAUUUUGGUUACUGGAGCACAGCUGUGUGGCACAGCAGUUAACCUGAACCAGAUAAAGGACACAGCUUGUAAGUCGUUACUUGGCUUAACAGAAGAGAGAAAAAAUGUGGAAAUUCCUUCACCAGAGAAGGCCCAGAAAAAACCCCAGGAUCCCAAACCCAGCAGCAGUAAAAUGAAAUAUGCACAAGAGACAUUGAACAACCAGGCCGUACUAGCUGAGUGGGCUUCUAUCCGCUCCAGGAUCCUAAAGAACGCAGAAAACAGCAAAUACAACGAGAGAGACCGAGUAAGUGUCUGCAGACACAGUGAUGACUGGACACCCCGAGGACGGGGUGCUCCCCAUGGUAACCUGAGGAAAACCCUCUCUGCAAAUGCAAAGUUCUCGAUAACACCAGCAUGGCAGAAAUUUUCAGAAGCUUCAAAAAACAGUUCAGAUGCUGAGAAUGUAAGUGCGGCAAAAGGCAAUGAAACAGUGGCUGUGGGAAGAAUCACUGGCUCAUCCGCCGAUUUGAAGGAGGAUGUGGCUUCUGCUUUUAAAGGUAACUUAGCUGAAAAGGCUAAGGAGAAAAUGGAAACCCACAGUGAAAUGACAGACAAUACAGAAGGCUGUAAAUUUGCAAAAGAUCUUCCAUCUUUCCUUGUUCCAAGUUUUCCUCAUUCUCCGGGUAAAGAAUUACCCCAGGCAGAACUUCCCGGUGCUCUGGAAAAUCAGCAGAAUAACAGCACAAAAAAAGCAGAUAAACCAGCACCAAACGGAGAAGAAAAUGUUUCUCCUUUUGGGAUAAAGUUACGAAGGACAAACUACUCCUUACGUUUCCAUUAUGAUCAACAGGCAGAGCAAAGGAAAAAGAAAAGAUACAGUGCAGGAGAUAGUUUUGAUGGCGUGCCUGACCCACUAGUUACAACAGAAGAUGAGAAAGAAUCCUCUGUUUUUGCUCCACAAGAGAGUACAUCCCCUGGCAUGAGGAGGGUGAACGUCCCUGGUAUUUUAAAAGACUCAAAAGGCUCUUCAGUUACUGUGGCGGAGGUUGCACAACCAGCAGGCACACCAGUGGUCCCACCAGCCACCGGACAGAGUGCUUUACCCUCUCAUGAGAAACCAGCAUGCAAGUCACUGGUCCCACAGAAACCUGCUUUAGCUCCAAAGCCCACCAGCCAGACACCACCAUCGUCUCCUCUCUCUAAAAUGAACCGAUCAAACCUAGCUGAUACGCUAGGGCAAAGGUUGGUUAAAGCUGAAUCGGAAGGUGGCUGGAGAAAAGAAGACAGAGCAAAUGCAGUGCACCCCACACCAUCCAAUGAGUACAAAAAUGAAGAGGAAGAAAUCAGAGAAAAGAAGUCGUUUUUCCCAUCUAUAAGUAUUCCAUGGAGAGAAAAAAAUGACAAAAAGCCUGAGCCGUUGAAGAAAGAAAAACCAGUCCUCCAGAGCAGGCACUCUUUAGAUGGCUCUAAAUUGAUGGAAAAAGUCGAAACUUCACAACCACUUUGGAUUACAUUAGCGCUGCAAAAGCAAAAGGGAUUUCGUGAGCAGCAAGCUACGAGGGAAGAGAGGAGGCAAGCCAGAGAGGCGAAGCAAGCAGAGAAGCUGGCUAAAGAAAAUGCUGCUGUAAGUAAUCAGUCAGAUAAUAAAAGCAGCAGCAGCAAAACAAGCACGCUGCAGAAAACUACACCUCAAGAAGGGGAGAAGAAAAUUGAGACUGCUGUGUCAAGACUAGAAAGAAGGGAGCAGCUAAAAAAGUCGAACACCCUUCCAACUUCUGUGACAGUGGAAAUUUCAGAUUCUGUUCCGUCAACCCCACUGGCAAAGGAGGUGACCAAGAGAUUCUCUACACCUGAUGCUAACCCAGUGUCAACAGAACCAGCCUGGCUUGCGUUAGCCAAGAGGAAAGCAAAAGCCUGGAGUGACUGUCCACAGAUCAUAAAGUAAACUAAAAUUACAUCUCUAUUGCUGACUAUUAAUUGCUUUCUUUUUAUUUAUUCAGCUUUUUACACAUGACAAAACUGAAAAUGCAUGUACUGAAGGACUGAAAAUUGAACUGAUUACCAUUUUGCUCUAGCUCACUGUAAAGUCUACUCAAGUCAUAUAUUCUGUUGCUUUGACAAAUAGCUAAAUGAGGUCACGGCAAAAAUUUCAGAGCCAGACUCUCUCAAAAAUUUAAGAAUGCUCAGAUACUGGAUGUAAAUUUUAGCGAGUAUCAUAAAAAGGGCCAGAACUUCAGUUAGAAGCUCCUUAAAUUCUGUGAGUAUUUGAUUCUGGAAUUUUAGAUCUCUACACUUAAGUGGCAAUCUCAGAAAUUUUUUUCAACACUCCCAUUGUUGAAAAUUAAGGCAAGAUGCAUGUUCCCAUCUCUUAUUCCCAAAUUUUUUUUAAGUGUUAAACUGUAUGAACUGUUAGUUCUACCUGCUAUUUGAAAGCUUCUUUCCUAA
Molecule: messenger RNA, 4846 nt
Organism: Fulmarus glacialis (Northern fulmar)
Lineage: Eukaryota; Metazoa; Chordata; Aves; Procellariiformes; Procellariidae
Gene: CRACD
Product: KIAA1211 ortholog
Exons: 9
Coding region: 231-4346 (1371 amino acids)
Biological process (GO): maintenance of gastrointestinal epithelium; negative regulation of barbed-end actin filament capping
Source: RefSeq, a predicted model, not a curated record